Messenger RNA from Aphanomyces astaci, 354 nucleotides. RefSeq lists its product as hypothetical. The coding region runs from base 1 to 354 and encodes 117 amino acids. The record is from RefSeq and is a predicted model, not a curated record. NCBI's taxonomy places the organism in Eukaryota, Oomycota, Saprolegniomycetes, Saprolegniales, Verrucalvaceae. The transcript is spliced from 2 exons.
AUGGAAAAAGCAAGACCAUUCGUGCAGUUUCCCAAUGUCGUCUUUGGACACAGCGACCGGCCGGCGGUCGGUAUCGUGAAUCACGUCUCGUCGUCGUCGGGCACGCGGACGAUGUGGCUGAACGAGAACGUCACUCCACCGGCAAGGCCUCCUGGUCGACCACGUCCGAAAGAGGGCCCCAAGAAGCCUCCCAAGGAGUUUCGCAACGUGCACGUCUCGUUCAAGAAGAAGCAAGCUGUUAUCGAUAGUUUCGACGAGAUCGCUAUGGCAGCCACGUUCAUGAAGCACUUUCCUCACCUGCGGGGCCCUCCACUCGACACAACUCGCUUGGCUCAAGCAACGUGCUCACAUUAA